CAUAACGGAACAACUUCGCUUAAAUACGUAUUUUUCAUUUACGCACUUGCUAAAGCAAAAAGAUUUUUGUGUAGAAUUCUAAAUGAAUAUCUCCACCGGCCGACACUAUUUUCCAUUGUAUAGGAAGAUAAGUACAAUGGAUAGAAAUUACGAGAAAAUUUGCGGUGCUCGUACGAUACAAUCAGAUAAAAAAGGAUUUUUUAAUAAAUUCUAUAUUGAAACGAAGCAAACGUGCGGGGAAAAAUGGUUACAAAACUGUUUUGGUCAAUCGAAAUCGAAUCAAGCACGCAUACUUUCAAUGUUUAAUGACCCGGAAAUUUGCGACACUGUACUGCGCAUUUUGGAAAAUGUUCAACCCGUCUAUAAGCAAAAAGAUGCUUUGUUCUCUGCCCAAAAUAGAAUGGAUGCAGAAAAAUAUUACAUACUUAGCGCUAACACAAAUAAACAAGAAAAUUUGGCACAAGCCUUGGUAUUUGCUAAUUUAGCUGUUACCAGGGCCCCAGCUAAAGGUGUAAAUAAGCAAAUAGAUGGCGGUUUUAGUUUAGCUAUGGCUUUUCGGACAAGAGCCGCCAUAUUGCUGGCAAUGGAUGAGGGGAAGGUUGCAUUAAGUGAUUUGAAAUUAGCUGCCUCCUUUGGCCUGGACACACACAAAAAUGUGGAUUAUUAUAUACAAUUAGCCAAAGCUUACGAGCUUAUAGAUGAAAUGCCGCGCGCUGAGAUUUCGUUGAAAAUUGCUGAAAAAUUCGCUGGCGGCAAAAAACACACGAUUGAGGUCUGUCGUGAAGAGUGGGCUUCAAAAAAAUCAGAAAAAAAACAACCAAAACUGAAAUUGAUUGACAAGGGUCCCCUGCUGACAAAUGGUGAAAAUCCUGAUCUCAAAGGUGCUUCUCAGUUAGUUAAGCUGGUGGAAAGCAAAGAGAAAGGGCGGUUUAUUGCAGCUCAAAAUGAAGUAAGAACGGGCGAUGUAAUAUUAAAUGAAAAGCCGAUAGCUGCUUGUCUUUUGCCUUCUUUCUACGGCGGAUUUUGUUGUCAUUGUCUGGAAAAGUUAGUGACUCCGGUGCCUUGUUCAAAUUGCUCUGGUCUGGCGUUUUGUUCCGCUCAAUGCAUGGUGGAGGCUUGCAAAAGUUAUCAUCGCUUUGAAUGUCAAUUUAUGGAUUUGUUUAUCGGCUCUGGUAUGUCAAUUUUGUGUUAUAUAGCACUCAGAAUCUUCACACAAGCUCCUAAUGUGGAGAGUGCUCUUAAAACCUCUGACUUAUUAUAUAAAAAUCUCUGCACUCAUGAAGAUUCACGGCAGGCAGAUGAUUACUUGCAACGGUCUUUAAUGGCGGGCUUUCUAAUGCGUUGUUUGCAAAGAGCUCAAUAUUUUGGUCCACGCAAAACUGAGGGUUUUAUUCCUACCGCCAUCGAAAUAAAAGUUUGCACCGGCCUCUUAGGCUUAUUACAAGUUUUACAAUAUAAUGCUCAUGAGAUUUAUCAGACAGUUAAAAGUGUAGAUCACAUUUUUGAUGGCUCAAAAAUUAUGUACAUUGGUGCCGGUUUGUAUAAUACUGGGGCUUACUUUAACCAUGAGUGUUGGCCCACAGUAGCACGGUAUUUUGUGGGCAAGAAUCUUAUAUUAACAGCGACAAAACCUCAUCAUCCCAAUGAAGUGAUAGCUGAGAACUACGGUCCAAUUUUCACUAAGAUGAAUUUAAAAGAUCGUCAGAGAUCCCUAAGAGGCCGUUAUUUAUUCGAUUGCAAUUGCAUGGCCUGCCAAGAGAACUGGCCAACAUUGCAGAAAUUAGACAAACAAGUACGAUUUUGGUGCCCAUCAAAUAACUGUAGUAACAUUUUACAUUUUCCGAGAGAUGUUCUAAAAGAUGUAAGAUGCGCACGAUGCCGGAAAAACGUCUCUUUAAAAGAGAGUGUAUCCCGUUUAAUUAAAAUUGAAGAAUUGUAUCGUAAAGCGGCAAAAGCUAUGCAAGAACAAAAAGUGUUUCAAGCAAUUGAUUUGUUUAAGGAGAGUAUUGAUGACUUCUUUCAAAUAGCUUUACUGCCACACAAGGAUACUUUGAUAGCGCAAUUGUCGUUAAUAAAAUGCGUGGCAGCAAUAAAUUAAAAUUUGGUUCAAUAUUUAACAAUAAUAGAACUUUC
Messenger RNA from Glossina fuscipes, 2133 nucleotides. It is a transcript of the gene Smyd4-2, whose product is annotated as SET and MYND domain-containing protein 4. The record is from RefSeq and is a predicted model, not a curated record. Bases 83 to 2098 code for a protein of 671 amino acids. The transcript has 7 exons. Lineage: Eukaryota; Metazoa; Arthropoda; Insecta; Diptera; Glossinidae. Gene Ontology annotation, molecular function: protein binding.